UCCGGACGAGAGCGACGUUCGGGGAGCCGCGAGCUGCGCUCGAAUAGCCGACACCGACCAAUAGAGCAUAACGAAGCUUCAGGUGGUUCUCCACCACGAAGGCCUCCGCCUGUUUGCUACGGAUGUAAAGUGGUGGGACACUAUCGCAGUGAUUGCUGGCGCUUCUGGUCGGACGCGGAAACCAGAAGGCAAAUGGAGAACGAUGGGCACAUUUGCCCUCCUGAGUUCGAUUGGUGUAAGCGCGUAGCCUCGCCAGGAAGGACGAACUCAUCCGAUGCCUUGACUGCGCGGCUGGACGAACUCGGCCAAAGUGUGGCCUCAUUGAGCGAGUUUGUUGGAGUUGAGCUGGCACGGAGGAAUGAGAAAGAGAAGAAGAAGCGUGAGAAGGAAGAACGACGACGUUUAGAAGAGGAAGAGCAGGAGCGUGAGGCUGAACGUAUUGAGAAAGCCGCUGCAGAAGCACGGAAGAAGGAGGAGGAGCAAUUAGCAAUGGCGAAGGCGAAGGCUGUGGAAAUUCAGCUGGCCUUACGAAUCGGCAGUAUCCGGGAUGAGAUUCGGAGUGAGAUCAGGCGGGCGAUUAGCGAGGGUAAAGCCGUAGUUACGGAAGAUACACCGUCUACGUCGGGCACUGCAACGACCAGCGAGGAGGAGGUUGCCGCGAUUACCGAAGGCGCCGAGAAGUUGUCUAUCGUGGAGAAAAGGAAGAGGGGCGAAGAUGUUUCUGUUGCCGACAGUCCACCAGUGACUACUCCCGCUAAACGCACUAGCAAGCGGCCUGGAGUGCGACCCAUAAGACUCUCUGAUCGUCUCCAACGGGCUCGCGCAAAGAUCUCUCGGAAGAAUGUACGUACUCCGGUCAAAGCGCUUACUGCGGUCAAGCGGCCACCUGAUAUGGCCAUGGAACGACUGUCCUUUCUGGACCUCACCUGUCGUGAGUUGAGUCAAAUGGACUACGAGAAGGUUCGUAGAAUCUGUCGGAUCGAAGGCGUUCCUUACACCACCAAGAUGCAAGCCAUCUUCGACUUGGCGGAAUGGCAGGCUACGCUACGCUUCGGUAAGGAGGAAGAGCAAAGCACCGCAUUGGUAAACAUUGAGGAUGGCGAAGAAGGUAGCUCGAGUGAGGGUGUCGAUGAGACCACCAAGGAGUGAAGUCACCUCACCAUUGAGCAAUGGUGUGCGGUCGCUGACGUACUCUUUUCCGCUCGUGCCUCGUCGAGGAAUUUCGAUCCUGAUGUUGAAUCUCUGUUACGAUGGCUGAUAGUCCUGCUUGCUUUGCAUGGGUUUUGUCGCUGGUUGGGUAAAUGUAUUGACUCGGGGCUGAAUCUUUUUCGACGUUUCGGCGUCGACUUUAUUAAUCAGUCGAAUUGCGUGUACGUAAUUACUUCUCUUAUUUGUCGAUCGCAAUAUAUAGGCCAGACCAGUCGAUGCCCGGAUAUCCGCUGGAAAGAG
Molecule: messenger RNA, 1449 nt
Organism: Chara braunii
Lineage: Eukaryota; Viridiplantae; Streptophyta; Charophyceae; Charales; Characeae
Source: the annotation of a GenBank genome assembly